CAGCGAUUUGGCGAGCCUGGUUUUAUGAAAGCCUCCUAUGAUAUCGAAUCCUCUCGUCUUCCACGUGUUGGGGAGAGAAAGUAAGUGACAUUGCUGCAAGAAGAGAUUUUUAGAGGUAAAAUUGGGACUUGUGAAGCGGAAAGGUGUGGGUUUUGGGCUUGGAUUCCGAAUUCGACGGUUUCGCCUUCAGAGGAAACGGAAGCGAAUUCGGUGAUUUCCGGUUUGUGGAGAGCGAGUAGUGGCCAUUAAAGGCGAGAUGACAGAACGGCUGGUUGCUCGAGUAGGAUAAUAGCAGAAACCGGAGCUUCGUUCGGUUGUUAAGCAGAGAGGGCAAAGAUCGCGGGAGAUCUGAGAGGAAGGUUGAUUGUGGCUUCUUGUUUUUUUGGGAAAUUGAUGGUCUUGUUGAGCAUUUGAGAAGGAUGGUGGGAGAUGUUUUGUACGAGGAGCUAUGGAGGGCUUGCGCGGGUCCGUUGGUCGAGAUACCUCGCGUUGAUGAGAGGGUUUAUUAUUUUGCUCAAGGUCACAUGGAGCAGUUAGAAGCAUCGACAAAUCAGGAGUUGGAUCAGCGUAUUCCACUCUUCAAUCUUCCUUCAGGAAGAUCCAAGAUUCUUUGUCGCGUUCUAUACGUAGAGCUCAAGGCUGAGCAUGAAACAGACGAGGUUUAUGCACAGAUCACGUUGCUUCCAGAGGCAGAUCAAAACGAGCUCACUACACCAGACCCCUCUCUCCCAGAACCAAAGAGGCCGGUGGUCAAUUCGUUCUCCAAAAUUCUGACUGCCUCUGAUACUAGCACACAUGGUGGAUUCUCGGUUCUCCGUCGCCAUGCCAAUGAGUGCCUUCCCCCACUGGAUAUGUCACAGCCAACUCCAACCCAGGAGCUAUCUGCCAAAGACCUUCAUGGCUAUGAAUGGCGAUUCAAACACAUUUUUAGAGGACAACCUCGAAGGCAUUUGCUCACGACAGGAUGGAGUACCUUUGUCACUUCUAAGAGAUUAGUAGCUGGCGAUGCAUUUGUUUUCUUAAGAGGAGAGAAUGGAGAAUUGAGAGUAGGUGUUAAGCGAGCUUCUCGACAGCAUAGCACAAUUCCAUCAUCUGUGAUCUCUAGUCAAAGCAUGCAUCUUGGAGUGCUUGCUACAGCAUCACAUGCUGUGACAACCCAAACCUUGUUCACUGUGUGUUACAAACCAAGAGUUAGUCAAUUCAUUGUUGGUGUGAACAAAUAUUUGGAAGCUAUGAAUAAUAAGUUUUCCCUGGGAAUGAGAUUUAUGAUGAGAUUUGAAGGAGAAGAUACUCCAGAAAAGAGGUACAAUGGAACUAUUGUUGGUGUUGGAGACUUGUCUUCACAGUGGGAAGGUUCGAAGUGGAGACAACUAAAGGUUCAAUGGGAUGAACAAACCAAUAUUCUGCGACCUGACAGGGUUUCUCCAUGGGAAAUUGAACCUUUCAACCCCUUAACGUCUACUGUCAGCGUACCUCAGCCUCUGUCUGCCAAGAGCAAAAGACCCAGGCCAUCUUCUGACUUCUUAGAUCCCCUACUUCCAGAGGCCUCUUCACGUUUUUGGUACUCAGCAAGCACUCGCACAUGCGAUUUAGGUCCCCUAACCACACCAGUUAUCUGGCCAUCAAAACCCAAGGCGGAUAAGGGGAGUAUCAUAAUCAAAACACCCAAUUUUCACAGCAGUGAUAGAUGGUUGAAGGAGCACCAUUCUUCUUUCUCGAGUUUGACAUCACCUUACAACGAAGCUUCCCUGAAGUUAUUUCAGGAAUCAGCUCAGGAGACCAAGCUUACCGUUCCUAACAUACACUCAAUACCCGGCCACAUAGUUGAGGAUCCAAACUCAAAAGUUUCUAUGGCGACAGAGAAAUCUGAAAAUUGCUGUGCCUACGUGUUUGGAAUCAAUCUGGGUAAUCUCAUCAAUCCUUCAACAUCCUCCAUUGACAAGAAACCUGAAGCUGCAGCUGUGGAGCAACCUCAAGUUCAAAAAACUUGUGUGGAGGAUUCGGAUCAACUCUCUGAACUAUCGAAAACUUCAAAGAGUUCAAAGCAAGUGGUUCAGGUUUCUCAGAAGGAGAUCCAGAGCAGGACAAGCAGUGCUACCAGAACCCGGAUUAAGGUUCACAUGCAUGGAGUUGCUGUUGGUAGAGCUGUGGACCUCAUGAACCUUGGAGGGUAUGAGGACCUGAUAUCAGAACUAGAAAAGAUGUUUGAGAUCAGUGGAGAGCUUUGCCAGAGGGAAAAAUGGGAACUUGUUUUCACUGAUGACGAGGGUGAUAUGAUGCUUGUUGGUGAUGAUCCAUGGCUGGAAUUCUGUGACAUGGUGAGAAAGAUAUACAUUUAUCCAAGUGAAGAGGUAAAGAAACUGAAUCCAAGGAGCAAACUUCCUGCCCACCGCACCAUAAUCUGAAGCUGAAGAACUGGAACCUAACUGAAGAUGGGUUCUAUUUUACUGGAUCUCAUUUUUCUUCUUUAGAGCAUUAAAAAAAAUUGAAUUUUGAGUCGUUAGGUAAAUUUUUUUUCGGUUUAUUAAGCAUUAAUAAACCAUUAACAUUUGCAUCAGCUUUUUUGUUCUGUAACAGCAUUCACACCCAUCUUCUUUUGUACAUAUGUGAAGUUGAUAUGAAUAAAAAUCAAUGUUGUUCUGCGUCAUUUUUUGUA
Molecule: messenger RNA, 2656 nt
Organism: Dendrobium catenatum
Lineage: Eukaryota; Viridiplantae; Streptophyta; Magnoliopsida; Asparagales; Orchidaceae
Product: auxin response factor 11
Exons: 13
Coding region: 420-2405 (661 amino acids)
Biological process (GO): response to hormone; regulation of DNA-templated transcription
Cellular component (GO): nucleus
Molecular function (GO): protein binding; DNA binding
Source: RefSeq, a predicted model, not a curated record